AUGCUCUCUAAAGCAGAACAGUUUUAUAGUUUUUCCUAUACAAGUCAUUUCAACAUCUGGCAAAAUCAGCAAGGAAUGGAACUCCAAUCCAAUAGAUCACUUGCAUUAUUCUCCGUAGUAGUUCUAGUACUAGCAGCUUCUUGUGAUGCAGGUGGAAUUGCAAUUUACUGGGGUCAGAAUGGAGGUGAAGGAACAUUGGCAGAAACCUGUGCCACAAAAAACUAUGAUUUCGUGAUCAUAGCUUUUCUGCCAACCUUUGGAAAUGGUCAACAACCAAUGAUAAAUCUAGCUGGCCAUUGUGAUCCAAGUGUUGGUGAGUGCACCAAAUUAAGCACAGAUAUAAAAUCCUGCCAAGCUGAAGGAAUUAAAGUGAUUCUGUCAAUUGGAGGUGGUGCUGGGAGCUACUAUCUUGCUUCUGCUGAUGAUGCUAGGCAAGUUGCCACUUAUCUUUGGAACAACUUCUUGGGGGGACGGUCAGCAAAUCGUCCACUUGGUGAUGCUGUUUUAGAUGGAAUAGACUUUGAUAUUGAAGGAGGAACCAAUCUGUACUGGGAUGUUCUUGCCAAGUCUCUUUCUGCAUAUAGCAGUAUGGGCAAAAAAGUAUACUUAACAGCAGCUCCUCAGUGCCCAUUCCCUGAUGCUUGGAUUGGAAACGCCUUGAAAACAGGCCUUUUCGAUUAUGUUUGGGUUCAGUUCUAUAAUAACCCUCCUUGUCAAUACAGUUCUAGUGAUAUUAGCAAUCUUGAAGCUGCAUGGAAACAGUGGACUACGGAUAUCCCUGCCACAAAGAUUUUCCUGGGCUUGCCGGCCGCUCCAGCAGCUGCCGGGAGUGGAUUCAUCCCUGCUGGUGACCUCACUUCUCAAGUUCUUCCAUCAAUAAAAACCUCUUCCAAGUAUGGCGGUGUAAUGUUGUGGUCAAAAUACUACGAUGAUCAGACCCAUUAUAGUUCUUCAAUCAAGAAUGAUGUCUGAAGUUAUGUACUAUACCUCAGCCCUUAUUUGUGAUCAUAUCUGGUGUAUUAAUUUACAGUAAUAUGAUAACAACUUGCCUCCUGUGUAAUUAUGCAUGCAUUUUAUGUAUCUAAAGGAAAAUACAUUGCCAGUUCAA
Molecule: messenger RNA, 1108 nt
Organism: Capsicum annuum
Lineage: Eukaryota; Viridiplantae; Streptophyta; Magnoliopsida; Solanales; Solanaceae
Product: acidic endochitinase
Exons: 1
Coding region: 1-972 (323 amino acids)
Biological process (GO): carbohydrate metabolic process
Cellular component (GO): extracellular region
Molecular function (GO): chitinase activity
Source: RefSeq, a predicted model, not a curated record